GUGCAAUACGUGCAUGCUGUGCAUACGUUUUGUUUUCAGAGACAUGCGCCCUUGAAUAUCCGUCAAUAUUGCUUUGGUGACGAAUAUCAUUAUUGUAUUUAGCCUAACGUUACCGUCUUCAAAGUAUACGUUACUGGGUCAACAGUGAGCGCCACCAUGGGGUUUCUACUGUCUAAACCCAUGGAUGCAAACUUUAAAAAGCAGCAAGAAUUCAUGCUCCACAAUUCACGGCUGCAGAUGGAGCGUCAGAUCCUGAUGCAGAACCAGAUGAGAGAGAGACAGAUGGCUAUGCAGGUUGCCUGGUCCAGAGAGAUUCUCAAAUACUUUGGGGCUUUCUUUACAGUGGUUACAGUUGGACUCACUGUUGGUGCCAUUAAAAGAAAGAAACCGUUCCUAUUGGCUCCCAUCGUCCCUCUCGGCUGCAUAUUUGCCUACCAGAUAGACAGCGCCUACGGCACGCUUAUUUAUCGUAUUAGAGGGGAGGCUGAGAGUAUCAUGAUGUCUGAACAUGACCGUCUGGACUUGCCUCACGGGACUCCAACUUUCGAUAGCAUAGAGAAAGCCCGCCGCGCUAGAAGCAGCCUUGCCUCCUUCUUGGAGAAAUGAUGUGUCGGUUAUUCGAGACAAAAUCAUAGCCGUCCAGUCGAUGCAUUCACCCAUUUUGCUUUUGCUUAAAAAACUGUCAAAAACCUUCUUUUUGACAUUAUUGAGUCUGUGGUUUGCACUAAUUCUAUAUCAUGGACCUUGAGUGAAAUUAGUUUCAAUAUUAAUAAAUAUAAAAUAAUGAUGAAUGAAUGAAUGUAUUUUCUGGUGUUGUUAUUAGAGGUGCAUCAGUAGCCAAACAUGUAUACUUAAGCCAAACUAAAUACUCAAAUAGGUAAGUAAUACACUGUCAGUACUGUAGUAUAUCAUGGAUUAAAUCUGUAAAUCGAAUAUUUGCAUCAAUUACAUUCAACCAUUGUAACGCAAUUCACUCAGAUUAUUGUAUACUGAGACUACAGCUGUGUCCUAAAUCCAGACUUCAUACUAAUUCUAUAUAUAUGUAAGUAUGUAGUACAUACUAAUCUGUAACUAUUUUUACCAGUUAGUAUAUAAAAAAAUAUCAACAUACUUUACCAUAUAUGAUACAAUAUGCAUGAUGUCAAUCAAACUGCAACUUUGGAAGGUUACUGUCAGUUAAGAGACAUCCAAAUGUUUAGUAUUAAAAUAUUAUUAUUAGGUAGUUUCACCACCACUAUUUUAAUUAGCUGGCGCAGCUCAAUUUACUUGGCGCAUUGCAUUGUGGGAGAAUAGUGUGCAUCGACAGCACACUCAAUAAUCAACCAUCUUUAGUAUGCAUGCUGUCUGGUUUGACUUUCUUUUGGCACUUUUCAAGUCUGAACACAGCACAUACUAAAAAGCAGCUUAGCCUCAGUAUGUAAAAUGGAAUUUUGACACGGCGUAUGUCUCAACAGGUUGUGUUUAUGCAUGUUAAUCAUGUUCUUAGUUAAAGCUAACCACUAGCUUUUUUGUUUGAACACUAGAGGACAGAAUGACUUUCAAACACACCCACAGUAACAUAACCCUUAGAAAGUCUAAGCUUAUCAAGGCCGUAUGGCUGAUGUUUUAGCAAACAGAUGCCUACUAGCACAUUAGGCAGACACAAAACGGCAUGAAAAUAUCUCUUUCUUACCACCUGACAUGGAGAAAUGCAAUAUUCACGGUUUUUUUUAGGUCUAGUUUGGCUCCCAAUCUUCGGUUUUGACAUGUCAGAUGCCUAACUUUUUUUUUCUUUUUACAUUAGAUGUAGCUGUACUAACUAGUACACUAAUCUAAGCACCUACAGACUGAUCCAAAUGUUAAUAUAAUCAACACUGCAGACGUUUGUCCUGACAGCAGACGAUUGUUUUUACUCCAAACUGUAUUACUAAAACUUUUGGUCAUUGUUUCUGAAAGAGUUCAUUUGCCAAAGUCAAAUUUGAGUGCUAUACCUUAUACCAAAGCUAUAGUUAGCAGUGGUGCGCCUGUAACUUUUAUUUUUAUUAUCACAGUUGUAUUCAGUGGAUGUAAAAUAUUACAGGGUGCUGAUAUUUUUGCAUUGUGUAUUUACCAUAAUUUUAACUGUCUAAAAAUCUUUAAAAUGUCUGACAUCAUGGAAACUAUAUUUGAAAAUCCAAUAAAAAGAAAUAUUGCCAAGA
Molecule: messenger RNA, 2177 nt
Organism: Perca fluviatilis (European perch)
Lineage: Eukaryota; Metazoa; Chordata; Actinopteri; Perciformes; Percidae
Gene: plgrkt
Product: plasminogen receptor, C-terminal lysine transmembrane protein
Exons: 5
Coding region: 157-606 (149 amino acids)
Biological process (GO): positive regulation of plasminogen activation
Cellular component (GO): plasma membrane
Source: RefSeq, a predicted model, not a curated record